Kluyveromyces marxianus DMKU3-1042 is the source of this 2742-nucleotide messenger RNA. RefSeq names its product snoRNA-binding rRNA-processing protein PWP2 (gene PWP2). Gene Ontology annotation, molecular function: protein binding. Gene Ontology annotation, biological process: ribosomal small subunit assembly; maturation of SSU-rRNA from tricistronic rRNA transcript (SSU-rRNA, 5.8S rRNA, LSU-rRNA). Lineage: Eukaryota; Fungi; Ascomycota; Saccharomycetes; Saccharomycetales; Saccharomycetaceae. Gene Ontology annotation, cellular component: Pwp2p-containing subcomplex of 90S preribosome; small-subunit processome. The record is from RefSeq and is a predicted model, not a curated record. The coding region runs from base 1 to 2742 and encodes 913 amino acids. The transcript has a single exon.
AUGAAAUCUGACUUCAAAUUCUCUAAUCUUUUGGGGACAGUUUACAGACAGGGAAACCUUUUGUUCUCCAAAGAUGGAUCUAAGCUCUUGUCUCCAGUUGGGAACCGAGUUUCAGUGUUUGAUUUGAUCAACAAUACUUCUUUUACAUUUGCUUACGAACAUAGAAAGAACGUCGCGGUGGUUGACAUCAACAAGCAAGGGACUCUAUUACUUUCGAUUGACGUUGAUGGACGUGGUAUUUUGGUCAACUUCAAGACUAGAAAUGUGUUGCAUCACUUCAACUUCAAGGAACCUGUGCACGAUUUGAAAUUCUCGCCGGAUGGGAAAUUGUUUGCAUUGGCAGUCGGGAGGUUUUUGCAGAUAUGGAGAACUCCCGAAACCACGGAGGAUAGGCAAUUUGCUCCGUUUGUUCGUUACAGAAUACACGCUGGCCAUUUCUCCGAGAUCACCUCGUUAACUUGGUCCAAGGAUUCCAGAUUUAUCAUCUCUGCCUCAAAGGAUUUGACUUCUAGAAUAUGGUCGGUUAAUGCGGAGGAAAAGAAUUUAGCGUCCACCACUUUUGCAGGUCACAGAGAUAACGUUAUUGGUGCCUACUUCAGCGACGACCAAGAAAAAAUAUACACUAUUAGCAAAGACGGUGCUCUAUUCCAAUGGGAAUACACCAAAAGACCCGGAGAGGAAGAGGACGAAGACCCAGAAGAUGAAGAGAACAUCGAUUUAUCUAAAUAUAGUUGGAGAAUUACGAAAAAGAACUUUUUCCACUCGAACAGGGCUAAGGUGAAAUGCUCUGCAUUCCAUUCUGCUUCGAACAUUCUAACAGUAGGUUUCUCAAAUGGUGAGUUCAGACUAUACGAACUCCCUGAUUUCUUGAUGAUACAACAGCUUUCAAUGGGUCAAAAUGCGGUCAAUACCGUUGCUAUUAACAACUCGGGAGAAUGGCUUGCUUUCGGUUCCAGCAAAUUAGGCCAGUUAAUUGUCUAUGAAUGGCAAUCAGAAUCUUACAUUUUGAAGCAACAAGGCCACUUUGAUACUUUGAAUGGAUUAUGUUACUCUCCAGAUGGGUCGAAAAUUGUAACAGCUAGUCAUGAGGGAAAAAUCAAGAUAUGGGAUGUCGCGUCUGGUUUCUGUUUAGCAACUUUUGAUGAGCAUGCAGCAGCUGUAACUGCAGUAGAAUUUGCUAAGAAGGGCCAAGUGCUCUUCUCUGCUUCCUUAGAUGGUACCGUCAAGGCAUGGGAUCUAAUCAGAUACCGUAACUUUAGAACUUUUACCGCUACAGAAAGAAUACAGUUCAACUGCUUGGCCGUUGAUCCAAGUGGUGAGGUUGUAUGCGCCGGUUCCGAAGAUAGCUUUGACAUUUUUGUUUGGUCAGUACAAACUGGUCAAUUAGUGGAUACCUUAUCUGGGCACGAGGGCCCUAUAUCGUGCUUAUCCUUUAGUAACGAAAAUGGUGUAUUGGCAUCCUCAUCAUGGGAUAAAACCAUUAGAAUAUGGUCAAUUUUCGGAAGAAGUCAACAGGUAGAACCAUUUGAAGUAUUCGCAGAUGUUCUUUCCUUGUCAAUGAGGCCAGAUGGACAGCAUGUUGCUGCAAGUACUUUAAGUGGCCAAAUCUUAUUCUUCGAUAUAACAGAAGGAAAGCAAAUCGGGCAUAUUGAUGGUAAAAGAGAUAUUAUUUCAGGUAGACAUUUAGAAGAUAGAUUUGCGGCAGAAAAUUCCGCAAGAUCAAAGUACUUCACCACAAUUCAAUAUAGUUUUGAUGGUUUAUCCCUUGUUGCUGCUGGUAACAACAAUUCCAUUUGUCUAUAUGACAUUCCGAAUGAAGUGUUAAUAAGAAGAUUCACAGUGUCAAAAAACAUGACGUUAAAUGGUACUUUGGAGCAGUUAAAUUCGAACAGAAUGACCGAAGCAGGUUCGCUAGAUUUAAUUGACCAGGAUGCUGAGAACUCAGAUUUAGAAGAUCGUAUCGACAACAGUCUUCCUGGCUCAAACAGGGGAGGUGACUUAUCAACUAGAAGAGUAAGACCUGCUAUCCGAGUAACUGCUAUCAGAUUUUCCCCAGCAGCCAAUGCAUUUGCAGCAGCUUCUACAGAGGGUCUUUUGAUAUACUCCGUCGACGACAGUAUUUUAUUCGACCCUUAUGAUCUAGACGUUGAUGUUACACCACAAAAUGUCAUUCAAGCUCUAGAAGAUAAAGAAUACUUAAAUGCUAUUCUAAUGGCAUUCCGUUUGAACGAAAGCUAUCUAAUAAACAGGGUAUACGAAGCUAUUCCAACGAAUGAUAUUCCCUUGAUUUGUAAUGAAUUGCCAGUUGUGUACGUCGCACGAAUCCUUAAAUUUGUUGGGGAGUACGCAUUGGAAUCACAACAUCUUGAAUUCAAUCUACUAUGGAUAAAAACCAUCCUAACGGCUCAUGGAACUUAUAUUGCAGCAAAUAAACACCAAUUUUCUAGUGCGCUAAGGGCUGUACAAAGAUUCAUUGGAAGAAUUGCAAAAGAUGUUGUUCAAACUUACAAAUCUAACAAAUAUACCCUUGAUUUCCUCAUCAAUACUGAUGGUUCAAGUGCUAACGAUGACGGCAACUUGGGCAAUGCUGAUCUACUGUUAAAUAACGUGGAGGAUGAGGAAACUAACGAUACAAAUAGUGUCAAUGAAGAUUCUGAUGAGGGUGAAUGGAUUGGAUUCGAAGAGAAGACAUCAAAAUUACCCAUCGAAGAAGAUGAUUCUGAUGAAGACAUCCUCUUAUAA